AUGAACAGGCUGCUAACAGACGAACAGGCUGCUAACAUGUUGCUAACAGAUGAACGGGCUGCGAACAUGUUGCUAACAGAUGAACGGGCUGCUAACAUGUUGCUAACAGAUGAGCAAGCUGCUAACAUGUUGCUAACAGAUGAGCAAGCUGCUAACAUGUUGCUAACAGAUGAGCAAGCUGCUAACAUGUUGCUAACAGAUGAGCAAGCUGCUAACAUUAACAGGCUAAACGUCUCCUUGAAAAACUACGACAUUCAGUGGAAAGUGAUUUUGCUAUGGAGGAUGAUGAACUUCCGUCAGAGGAUGGGAUGGGUGGGCGUGGCUCUCUACCUGCUGCUCAGCAUCAUGGCGGUGUACUACGUCUUUGAGGUGCACACACUCAGUUUGGAGCGUGUGCAGGGAGGCGGGGCCAGUCUGUCAGCUCCACCCUCUGUUUUCACCUGGUCUCACCUGCUGUCACUUCCUGUCUGGAUGUGGGUGUCGGUCUUCCUGCUGCCUUACCUCCAGCUCUUCCUCUUCCUGUUCUCGUGCACGAGAGCCGACCCCCGUGCUGUCGGUUACUGCGUACUUCCUGUCUGCAUCGCCUUGCUGUGUAGUCGCCGCCACACCACCCAGAGACCGACAAAUCACAGGGCAGGGUCAGUGAUUGACACAUAGCGAGGACCAAUCUGCGAGGCCGCAGUGGCUCUGGACUGUCAGCAUUGCACGUGAUGUCAUUUCCUGUGUGCCUUUUGAACAGUAACAUUCCCAUUGGACGUUAACCCUCCACCCUGUCUUGACAGGAGUGGUGGUCAGUGUUGCCCUCAGUGACGACUGACAGGACCUCUGAAACUCAAUUGUUCUCUUGUUUUGUUGUGACAUCACAGACAGUCCUGGAGUGUGUUGAAUAUGGUGACCGCAGCACAUCCAGUAACCACACCUACUUUAACCAGUUACCUAAAACAUGGUUACUGUUGCCAUGGUUACCGCAGGUUAAUAUUUAGAACAGAGGUUGUCUGUGGUAUGUUUCUAUUGUAACAUGAGUCACAUCACACACGCUGGUUACCAUGACAAGUCUAAACACAAAUUAAAAGUCUUUAUAAACGUUGAAA
Messenger RNA from Hippoglossus stenolepis (Pacific halibut), 1091 nucleotides. RefSeq names its product transmembrane protein 251 (gene lyset). The transcript is spliced from 2 exons. The record is from RefSeq and is a predicted model, not a curated record. Bases 1 to 657 code for a protein of 218 amino acids. Lineage: Eukaryota; Metazoa; Chordata; Actinopteri; Pleuronectiformes; Pleuronectidae.